Colletotrichum aenigma is the source of this 1527-nucleotide messenger RNA. RefSeq lists its product as uncharacterized. Lineage: Eukaryota; Fungi; Ascomycota; Sordariomycetes; Glomerellales; Glomerellaceae. Bases 1 to 1527 code for a protein of 508 amino acids. The transcript has 5 exons. The record is from RefSeq and is a predicted model, not a curated record.
AUGCUCUCCAAGCUUUCCCUUGCAGCGCUCGCGGGCGUCUUGCUCUCUGCUGUAGCGGGAGGGCCUGUCAACGCCAACGACCACUCCCCCGCCAGCAAGAGAGCUCCACUGGGGCUCAGCCUGCCUCCUUUGAUUCCCUCCAUCCCAGGCGUUACGGAGCCUCUUGCCUCCAACGCGCCGCCCCUCCCUAUUCUCCAGAUCCCCACGCCUCCCAUUGAUAGCCCCCCUUUCACGGGUGCCAACAUCAAGCCCAAGAAAAUUGGAUACUUUUGGACUGGGGCAGGUGACAACAUUCACAAAGACUUCCUGGUGACUGCCAGUCUGGACGACGUACAUAACCCCCAUAUUCUCCCCUGUCCGCUGUGUGAGGGUUUGAAAGUAUUGACUGUUUUGGGCAUUCAGGAUACGUUUGGGCAGAUCAUCACCGUCACCGAUGUCCCUACCAGUGGUAACUCACCUCAUCACUUGGGAAGCUCACUCGACGGCAAGACCCUCGUCGGAGGUGGACUUCUCUCACUGUUGAAGACCCAGGAUACGGCGUUCUACUUUGACGUAUCGAACCCGUAUGCUCCCAAGUUUAAGAAGUCCAACUGUGCUCUUUUAAGCUCUAUCGUGGACGAGAUCAGAGCUAAGCCUGAGGGUGGAUUCUUCAUCACCUAUAUGGGCAGCGCAGUGGGCACCUCACCCGGUCGUCUCGUCGAGACUAACGUCGAGGGAGACAUCAUUCACGAGUGGCCUGAGGAUGUCGCUGGCACGCUGAACAUCCUUGGCGAGCAGUUCAGCCCCCACGGUCUGGCUGUGGACUUCAACAAGGGCAUCAUCUUGACGUCUGAUUUCGUUGUUCCCAUCACCAUCCUCAAGCCGACCCUGGGCAUUCAGAAGGCGAGCACUCUGAGACUGUGGAAUCUGUCUGACCGAACGAUCAUUUCGACCAUCACCAUCCCUAACGGGCUCGGCAUCCAAGAUGUGAAGUUCAUCCCAGGAAAUCCCGAAAGCGCUGCCAUCGCAACCGCCGUCGGCCCAGGCCAAGUCUGGAUCAUCUACCCCUUCCGCCGCGACUCGUCCGGAAAGCAGGGCGUCGCCGAGCUGCUCUACGAUCUCGGCUCCAAGGCGAAGGACUCCCUGGCCAUCUACUCGGAUAUCAGCGACGACGGCAAGCUGGCGUACUUCACCAUCACGCUCGGCAACCACGUCGCGGCGCUCGACAUCUCAGACUUGAACAACGUCAAGAGGCUCGACGACCCGAACGAGACGCAGCCCAUCAUCGGGCCGCACUAUGUCAAGAUCAGCCCCGACAAGAAGAACCUGCUUGUUACCGGAUACUUUGUCCAGGGCGGCGAUAUUUCAAUUGUCAACACCCCUGGAGACUACAAGGGCCACUGGAUUGACAUCCUUCCCAACGGAGGUCUCAGUUUCAACAGGACGAUCGAUUUCGAGAGCAUCUUCACCCGCGACCGUGGUGGUGCUCGGUCUCAUUCUUCCGUCAUUUUCGACCUUACCGAUCCCAAGAACCCCAAGUACUACUGA